AUGACCCACAUUGGACUGGGAGCAGAUGGCGUUGCGAAGCCCCAUUCAAGCGGAAUCCAGGUCAUUAUCGUUGGCUUAGGGCUGGCUGGACUCACGGCUGCCAUUGAAUGUCAUCGCAAGGGUCACACAGUCAUCGGCCUUGAGAAGGCAGCCCAACCAACCCAUCUUGGGGAUAUCCUGAGCAUAGGCCGGAAUGGCUCGGUGGUCAUCCAUAAAUGGGACAAUGGAUCUGUUGCUAAGUCUCUUGAUUCCAUUCGAUGCGACAUAGACCUCAUUACUGUAUAUGAUGAAGCAGGAGAAGUAAAGGAUCAGAAGGAGAUGGAUGGAUACAGGCCCGGCGAAGGAUGGGUGAUCAAUCGAUCCGACACUGUGCGCGCGUUGUACGACUAUGGCAGACGCCUGGGGAUCGACCUCCGAUUUGGGCUUCCAGUGACGGAGUACUGGGAGGAUGAGCAGCAAGCCGGCGUUAUAGCGGCCGGGGAACGAAUAACCGCAGAUUGUGUCAUCGCGAGCGAUGGAAUCCAUAGCAAUGCAAGGCCUAUCAUCAGCGGAGCUCAUGCGAUUCUCAGGAAGACAGGGAGCGCGAUCUACAGAUGCGGAUAUCCUUCUGAAGUGCUCAGGGGGUGUGCUGAGGCAGAGUGGCUACUACGCAACACGGAAAACCAUGAUCAACUGAAUCACUUUAUCGGAAAGGACAUCACCAUGCUCAUGGGAACUGGAAGGCACGGAAAGGAUGUAUACUGGGGAUGUAUGCAUAAGAGCUUCCAUGACGACGUCUCCGAGCCCUGGCUCCAGCCAUCUGAUGUUACAAACGCGCUUAAAUACAUUGAGCAUUGGCCAGCAAAAGAUAAGCUCGCGGCAAUUAUCGAAAAGACUCCCCAGGGAAAAUGCUUCGAUCAUUUGGUUAUGGCUGCGGAUCCACUGACACGAUGGGUUUCGGAAAAAGGCCGUAUGAUCCUCAUUGGCGAUGCCGCGCAUCCCUUCUUACCAACAACCGGGCAAGGAGCAAAUCAGGCCAUUGAAGAUGGUGCGGUAGUCGCAAUCUGCCUCGAGCUUGCGGGCAAACAACGGAUCCCACUUGGGCUUCGCGUCAUGCAGAAGCUGAGGUACGACAGGGUCAGCUUAAUCCAAGACGGUGGAUUGAAAAUGCUAGCAAGCCUGCAGAAAGCCAACUGGAAGGCCGAAUCCAAGGAAGAUGUGCCCACGAUGGUAGCACGCCCAUUCUGGAUAUUCUCACACGAUUGCGAAAGAGAUACCUACCAGGAAUUUGGAAAGGCCGCCAAUGCAGUUCUCAAUGAGACCGAAUAUACCGCGACUAAUAUUCCUUCGGAUGGAUUGUUUAGAAUUAUCGACGAGGAAGGACAAAAAGGAACCGCAGGCGGGGAUUCCAAGAUGUAGUACGCGGGGCUUCAAGACACGUCCCCUUUGCAGUUUUAGUUCGAGCUGCCAUGUUCAUCGUACCCACGGAAUACACGUAUGAUAUUGCAUCU
Molecule: messenger RNA, 1490 nt
Organism: Aspergillus ochraceoroseus IBT 24754
Lineage: Eukaryota; Fungi; Ascomycota; Eurotiomycetes; Eurotiales; Aspergillaceae
Gene: fqzB
Product: FAD-dependent monooxygenase fmqB
Exons: 4
Coding region: 1-1398 (465 amino acids)
Biological process (GO): secondary metabolite biosynthetic process
Molecular function (GO): FAD binding; monooxygenase activity
Source: RefSeq, a predicted model, not a curated record